UUCCACUUGCCAGCUCCAUUGACAAGGAGAGCCCUACCUCGGUGGUCACUAUUUAUCUCCGCCUCAGCCUCUACCAGAGAGCUACCUAGACCCUCUCGAGAGUCUUGACCCCUUCCGUCGUCCUGUGGGCAACCAACCUGCCACAUAAGCUACAUAUAGCCAGCUAGCUUCCCAAACACCGUCGCCGACAGAAGCUUGUAUACAUCCAGAUAUCAACACAUCCUCACAAACCACGCCGCCGCCGUCGACAUGCGGGAUCCCUUCCCGUUCCCCCCGAUUCCGGCUCUGGCCAAGGCCAGCCAGCCAUGGGCCGACCGUCUGUCCUUCCCGACACUGCCACUCCAUGUCCACGAAGUUAUUGGCGCCGCCGCCUUCUACACCUUUGUCCACGUCGUCGUCUCGCCCGUGGUGUCCAACCUCUUCUUCUCCAAGUACUACCCCAAACACUCGCGCUCCAAGAAGGCCAACUGGGACACCCACGUCGUCUCGCUCGUCCAGAGCACCCUCAUCAACGCCCUGGCACUAUGGGUCAUGUACGCCGACAAGGAGCGCGCCGCCAUGGACUGGGAGCAGCGCAUCUGGGGAUACACCGGCGCCUCGGGCAUGAUCCAGGCUCUGGCUUGCGGCUACUUCGUCUGGGACUUGGGCAUCACCUUGCUGAACUUUGAUAUCUUUGGGUUUGGCCUGCUCGCCCACGCCGUCAGCGCUCUUGUGGUUUACUCCUUUGGAUUCAGACCCUUCCUCAACUACUACUCGACGACCUUCAUCCUCUACGAGCUCUCGACCCCCUUCCUCAACAUCCACUGGUUCUUCGACAAGCUCAACAUGACCGGCUCCCGCGCACAGCUGUACAACGGCGUCGCCCUUCUCGUCACCUUCUUCUGCUGCCGCCUGAUCUGGGGCACCUGGCAAUCCGCCGUCGUCUACAAGGACAUGUGGCAAGCCGUGCACCGCGCGCCUUCGCCGGAGUACAUCCAGUCAUACUACAACACCACCAGCUCCAUCGUCGAUGCUGAGAACGUGAUGCUCUUCGCCGCCAAGCCCGAGCCCGUCCCCGUCUGGCUUGCUUUGCUUUAUGUGGCGAGCAACUUGACGCUCAACUCGCUUAACUGGUAUUGGUUCUUCAAGAUGGUUACGGCGGUGAGGAAGAGGUUUGUGCCUAAGGAGGAGGGGAGUAAGAAGGAGAAGUUGGAUACUGCUGCCACUACUUCGGAGGAGAAGGAGGGCAAGGCCAACACCACCGCCACGGAACAACCCAAGCGCCCCGUCACCGUCAACAAGCACCGUCGCCAGAACUCGAUCGAGGACCUCAUCCCCGAUAACGAAGAGCUCCGCGAGGGGACGAUCCAGUAGGACUAGCGCGCCUUUCUCGGAUUCCGUUCUUCUCCUACGCGCCCACCAUCCUCACCACCUGUGGACGGGGACGCGGUUACCCACCACAGCAGCGCCAGCGGGAAUGACGACGACGAUCCGUCCCUGCCGGCGCUGAGGCGUGUCAUCGAGGUCAUGAGCGCAGGUAAUAAUGGUCAUAGAAACCUGCUGGAGUUGUUGCCGGCGCCGCGUCCGGAGAGCGGGAGCGGAGAA
Messenger RNA from Neurospora tetraspora, 1584 nucleotides. Its product is annotated as TLC domain-containing protein. Gene Ontology annotation, cellular component: endoplasmic reticulum; membrane. The transcript has 2 exons. The record is from RefSeq and is a predicted model, not a curated record. Gene Ontology annotation, biological process: lipid homeostasis. The coding region runs from base 250 to 1353 and encodes 367 amino acids. NCBI's taxonomy places the organism in Eukaryota, Fungi, Ascomycota, Sordariomycetes, Sordariales, Sordariaceae.